AAAGCGCCGCCUGUAGUUGCGACGCCAUUUGCCACUGCCGAACGUGGGCGCAGCCUGCUUUCGGAAGCACCAGUGACCAACCUCUUCCAAGCACGCUUCUCGGCCUCCCGCAUAGUCUUCAUCCCGCGCGUUUCUCAGCGUCGUCCCCCGGAGUCACUGCCGUUGCCGACGCCACCCCGAGCACGGUCCCGCACGCCGCCAGCCCGUCUUUGCCGCCAUGCCCAAGAAUAAAGGAAAAGGAGGUAAAAACAGACGUAGAGGAAAGAAUGAGAAUGAAUCUGAAAAGCGAGAGCUGGUGUUCAAAGAGGAUGGGCAAGAAUAUGCGCAGGUAAUCAAAAUGUUGGGAAAUGGACGAUUAGAAGCAAUGUGUUUCGACGGUGUGAAGAGACUAUGCCACAUCAGAGGGAAAUUGAGAAAAAAGGUUUGGAUAAAUACCUCAGACAUCAUAUUGGUGGGCCUCCGAGAUUACCAGGAUAACAAAGCCGAUGUCAUUUUAAAAUACAACGCAGAUGAAGCUAGAAGUCUCAAGGCAUAUGGCGAGCUUCCAGAGCAUGCUAAAAUCAAUGAAACUGAUACAUUUGGUCCUGGAGAUGAUGAUGAAAUUCAGUUUGAUGACAUUGGGGAUGAUGAUGAAGACAUCGAUGAUAUCUAAAAUGAACUCAACAUUUUACAUUCCAGUCCUUCUGAAGAUUGCCCUACAAGUUUGGAAUCUGGUCAUAGACUUCAAGGAAAAGUUUUCACUGUAUUAAUUGUAAUUUGUUGAGACAGACUCGACUCAAUACUAAGGCCGCUUUUUUCAAAGCUGAAAAUAUCUUAAGUGAUAUGUUAAGCCCACUUUGUUCAUUUGAUGUAAUUGAACUCAAAAAAGAUCAUGUAAGAAAAAAUAUACAUUACUGCCUUUCCUGCUUUGACCCCUUCCAGUAAGUAAAUGGGUGUCUUGAAUAAACAAUUUGCCUUGUAUGCAUAAAUUAUGAUUAAGCCCUCCUUUUGCAUAGCUGUUGACUGUACAAAAUAUAGUCUUUGUGUAUAUUCCAGUUGCCCAGAGAUUUUGAUACAAAUGGAGGCAGAAAUCUGUUUUAUGUUUUGUUGUGUUAUAUUUUGAGACAGAAUCCAACUUUGUAUCUGAGGCUAGCUUGGAAUUCACUAUAGUCCUAGUGAACCCAUACUCGCUAUGAUCCUCCUUUCUCAGCCUCCUGGGUGCUGAGAUUAAAUGUAUUUACCACACCAGGCAGAAAUCUAUUUAAAGGCAAAAGUGAUAGGUUUGCUUUUCAUAUUUAAAAGUAUGUAUGUGGCUAUUUUUAUACUAGUUUUGAUAACAUGUACGUUCUUAUGAUUUAUUUUUCAGUCAUCAACUUACUGGGGGAGGAAAGGCAUUUCCAAAAUGUUUUUAGAAACUGGUUUUUAAUAUUUUAAAUUAAGGUUGGUAGUUGCAGAAAUUAAACACUAGGUGGUGCUCAGUUGUCUUAACAUUGGUAAUAACUUUUAAUUAAUUAAGAUGGUUUCUUUUCUCAACUAGUGUGAUUAGGAAAUUCCCAAAUGAGGAAAAGAUUGUUUUACUCAUGUGCAUAGAAUAUUUUUACCAAAAUACUGUGUGGGGAUGUUGCUUUUUCAGGAGUCUUACUCGCCCAAGCUACAUUUCUGAGGGCUUUAUAAAUACAUAAAAUAGGCAAGUGAAAUUUUCAGCUCAUAAGAAUAUGAAUAUUGUGGAACAAAGUAAAAAUUAAUGUUUUUUAAGGUUUCCCUAAAUUGAGGGGAAAAUGAGGGAAGCAAACUUUAACCUGAUACAAUGGCAUGACCUAUAACCCUGCACUUGUGAGGUCUAGGCAGGAGAAUCAGUUCAAAAACAAACGUAGUGAAAAGAUGUUUUCUUAUUUCUGAGAAAAUAGCAUGCUGCAGAGGACAAGUUUAUAUGUAGACAGUCCAGGGGGUUCCCAUUUUCUUUCUACUGGGAAUUUAGGCUUGCUCUUAUUUAGGAGUUAUUAUUGCAGUUAGAGCUGGGCUAGUCAGAACUCACUGUACGCACUGAAAGCUUGCAAGUUUAUAAACCAAGAUCCAUCGUGCAGCUUGUGGACCUUGUAUUCUAGUAGCAUCCAGAAAACUACAUUAAUAAAAAGUAAUACACAAAGGAAUGUAUAUUACAUGGUUUCAAAAACCAAGAUCUUGGCCGGGCGGUGGUGGCGCACGCCUUUAAUCCCAGCACUUGGGAGGCAGAGGCAGGCGGAUCUCUGUGAGUUCGAGACCAGCCUGGUCUACAAGAGCUAGUUCCAGGACAGGCUCCAAAACCACAGAGAAACCCUGUCUCGAAAAACAAACAAACAAAAAAAAACCAAGAUCUUUUCUGUGAUCCCUUUCUUAACUAUGACUUCAUCUCAGGUUUUCCUACUCAGCUUCAAAAUGUGAGGUUCCAUAAAUAACAACAGUAGGAAAGAUGAAGUGAUGUGGGAUGUGGUCUGUAUGUCUGUAUUUCUUAAUCUGAGGAGUUCUUAGUGCAUAUCUAUCUAGGCAGAGUGUAUCUGAGAACAAGGGCUGAAACUAACCUUGAGAUACUUGCUAAUCAUCGUCUUCAUCAGUAAUUAGACCUCUAGACCUUAAAAGUGUUUCACCAGCUGGAUGUAGCAUCCACCUGUGAUCCCAGCACAGGAGAAUUUGUUAAUAUUGGCCAGGGCUACAUAAGACUCUGUCUCAAAAACAACAAUGAAAAACCAUUUUUACUAAAUUUGCAGUGUAUAUAGUUAAGCAUUUUAUGGGCAGUGUUUUAAGUCUACAUAGGUGAUACAGCUCAAAUCAAAAGUUGAUUUUCUUCUUCCUGUAACAAACAGGAUUUGAAAUGUUUUUUAGAAAUUACAUAUGACCCCAUUUCCUGUACCUUCUGGUGGUUUUAUCUAUUUUCUUGCCUAAAUAGUAGCAACAUUAACUAAUGAGUGUUCUUGUGUCCAGGAUGAUCUGGAGUCAUACUGGUUUAAAGUAGUUGAAUACAGUUGUCACUAAUACGCAAAUGCUACCUGGAAGAGUUCUUUGAUAUGUAUUUGGUAUGGAAAUUAAUACAUUUAACUGAUCCAAUUUUAUUUCAAAUAAGGAAAAGGAAGUGGUCUUCAAGGAAAUUUUGUUUUUUAUUUUUACUUUGAUUUCUAUAGUACAACUCUAUUAUAAGCAGUGCCCAUAAAGAAAAAUAAAAUGUUUAAAAUCUAAGAAUAAUGCUAUUUUGUUUUGUGGAGGGGAGGUUUUUUUUUUUUUUUUUUUUUUGCUGUUGUUGGUUUUUUUGUUUUUUUGUUUUAGUUUUUCAAGACAGGGUUUCUCUGUAGCUUUGGAGCCUGUCCUGGAACUCACUCUGUAGACCAGGCUGGCCUCAAACUCACAGAGAUCACCUACCUCUGCCUACCGAGUGCUGGGAUGAAAGGCAUACGCUGGCACCACCCAACUGGUUUUGGUUCUUUGAGACAGGCUCUCAUAUAGCCCAUGCUGGCCUUGAAAUACCAACAGCUGAGGCUGACCUCAAACUUGUGGUCCUCUACCUUUACCUCCCAAAUGGUGGGGUGACAGGUGUGUACAAGCACACCCAACUAAAAUAGUAUGUCUUCCUGCUAAGAUGACGUCACAGGUUAAUGCUAAUUAAUUUGAUAAUCUCACACCAAGCUCUUGGUCUGAUCCUCAUCACCCCAUGAAUGAAUCCAGAACCCAGUUGAUGGGGUUGUGGUUUUCCUGUAAUUUUUUUCCAGAUAGGGCAUGAACAUGGUGUGUUGCUACAGUGGCUGAGUAACCACACCAAGCAUCCCUGUAAAAAGACUUGCCGAGAUUUAUUUGUUUGCCUUGUCUGUUGAAUCUUUCUUACCAUCUUAACUUAUAAGGGAACUGCUUUUAGGAGACUACAAAGUAUUCAUGACAGGAAUUAUAUAUUUUAUUUGGAAAAUAGCCAUUGGUUUACUCAUCCCAUUUAUGGAAUCAUAGCCAUAAGUUGUCACUUAAAAAUUUCAUGACUUGUAAUGUUACUUAAUCUCAAUUGUCUUAGUAAACUUUAUAUAACUGUUGAACAACAUCUUCAAUAAGUAGAAGUAGUGUUGGCUGCAGAGUAACUGAGUAAAUCAAAUAUGUUAUAGCAUGUUUUAAAUAGAUUUCUACUCAAUUUGUAUUCUGUACAGAUUUAAUGAUGUCCACUAUAAACUGUGGCUUACAGGAAAAGAUCAGAAUGAAGACAGUUCUGUAUGUUACCCUGCCUUUCAUAAAGAUUAAAAAGAUUUGUAUCAGUGUAUGAUAUUCAUCCUGCUUAGUGGGGAUAAGUUUCAUUUAUAUACUAAUAGGACCCCCGCAGACUCUUACACAGUCCCUAUUAAUGUGCGCAGUUUUCCUUAAACCAUCAUUUUCCAUCCUUGUUCAGAAAAGAAUAAAAUUUGAAUUAAGUUGUA
Messenger RNA from Chionomys nivalis (European snow vole), 4400 nucleotides. It is a transcript of the gene Eif1ax, whose product is annotated as eukaryotic translation initiation factor 1A X-linked. The record is from RefSeq and is a predicted model, not a curated record. Gene Ontology annotation, molecular function: RNA binding; translation initiation factor activity. The coding region runs from base 218 to 652 and encodes 144 amino acids. Gene Ontology annotation, biological process: translational initiation. The transcript has 7 exons. Lineage: Eukaryota; Metazoa; Chordata; Mammalia; Rodentia; Cricetidae. Gene Ontology annotation, cellular component: cytoplasm.